AUGGACAUCCCAGUCAUCAACGAAAAGAAAAACAACGUUCUCAACAGUGCAGACUUUACGUCGCGCUAUUCUAAUGUUCCUCUCGUCCCUGCGACAAAAUUGUUCAAACACAAAACAAAGCUGUUCGACACAAUUUCAAUUGAAAACGUGAGACAAGGAGAGUUCGAAGACUGUUUUUUGGUGUCUUCUUUGGCGGCUUUGACUGAGCAACCAAAUUUAAUUAGAAAGUUAUUUAACUUCACUGAUACAUAUGAUCUGAACGGAUACUACUAUGUCAGGCUGUAUUACAAUGGGAUGCCAGUCGUUGUAGCCGUCACCACAAAAAUUCCCGUCGACCCCAAAACUGCGAGUGAAAUUCCUCUCUUUUGUAAAGCGAAUUAUAACGAGACGUGGGCAUUCCUCGCCGAAAAGGCAUAUUCCAUUCUCUAUGGCGGAUACAAGAAUUUGGUCGGUGGAUGCUGUGCCGAAGCCCUCAACACACUCACCGGAUUUCCAGUCGCUGCGUAUCCAAUUCAACACGCCGACCCUGUAAUUCUUCUUGCCAAAAUGCAGAAGUGGAAAAACAAGAAGUAUUUGAUGUGCGCAACGUGUUCAAUUGACGACCACGAACCAGCCGACUCGAAAUUUGUCGACAACCACGCGUAUACAGUCAUCUCCGUCGACGAUACAGUCGGCUCCGACAAUUUUGUGGAACUCCGCAAUCCAUGGGGCAAAAGCUGCGACAAUGACGAAUUCAUCAAAAUCUCUUUUGUCGACUUCUACAACAAGUUCAUCGAUCUUGCGGUCCUCCGCGUCGACCCAACUUUCGAGAGUUAUUUCUUCACCAAGGCCUGCUUCGACAAACCGGAUAAAAUAAAGUUAUUCGAAUUGAAAGUGACUUCCGAGUGCCGUAUUGCGAUUGGCAUCCACCAAAAUUCACACUCCGACAAAAUGUGUGGUGUACGGGCGUGUGUAUUAAACUCGGACUGCAGAAUGUCUCUGGGAGGGAAGGAGACGUUUAUGGAGAUGUUUUAUGUUCGUGGCGGGGAGUAUAAGUUGAAGCCUGGCUGUUAUAACAUUCUCAUAGAUAGAGAAACUUCAUCGAUUGGUACAGAGAACGAGUUUUCACUUUCUCUAUUUUCGACGCUUAAAUGUGGUGUUUCGUUCCACCAAUCGAAGAAUGAGAUUUAUAAUAAGAAGUCGAGAUUUUUAAUGCCAAACUAUCAAAAACAGUUUGGAGUAUGUGCUGUGUGUUGUGAGUCGUUGAAUUGUGAUUCAAUCAGAGUGGGAGGGCUUAUUAUUCACCCUGAAUGUGACCAUUGCUAUUUGUGCCGCUGUCCAUUAGAGGUAAAUCAUAUAGGGAUCAAAGCACUACACAUUUAUUGUGACGUUUGCUUUGAAAAGAUUAAAUAG
Molecule: messenger RNA, 1392 nt
Organism: Entamoeba invadens IP1
Lineage: Eukaryota; Evosea; Mastigamoebida; Endamoebidae
Product: calpain, putative
Exons: 1
Coding region: 1-1392 (463 amino acids)
Biological process (GO): proteolysis
Cellular component (GO): cytoplasm
Molecular function (GO): calcium-dependent cysteine-type endopeptidase activity
Source: RefSeq, a predicted model, not a curated record